This is a messenger RNA of Prorocentrum cordatum, 906 nucleotides long. Lineage: Eukaryota; Dinophyceae; Prorocentrales; Prorocentraceae. The record is from the annotation of a GenBank genome assembly.
CCUCGCCGAAAGAACAAUGCACACGUCCGAGCGAUGCCAAGUCGCUCCAAGCACCGCGUGGGAAGAUCGAGCUUCUCGGUGCGGCUUGCAGCUGCAAGCGCCAACGCGAGGCGAUUCAGUCUGCAGAGGAAGAGGGGUGGCGGCACGGCACUGCACGCGCGUCAGGGGGAUGACAAGAGAUCUGGACACGCGGCAACGCUUUUAGGUCACACUGAGCAAUGCGGCGCUCUUCAGGCUAUGGUGCUGAUGGCGAGGGGCCGCUUCAAGACUACAACGAAGAACAGAUGGGAACAUGAGGGUGACAGGGGGAAAGAAACGAGGGAGAUGAGAGGCGGGGGUCUCCUACCAUUGUGCUGCUACCGGGCCCAAGCAAUGCGAAAGGAGCUCAAGGGAAAAAGUAUCCAACGCCAGCGCCGCUGCUUACUGAGUGACGGCUGUGCUGUUGCCGAACUAGGGCCUGCGGCUGCAACUCGCGCGCCGAAAGAAAAAACGCCCUACGUAUCGGAUGAGGAGGAGGAGGUCGAGGAGGAGGAGGUGGCGGAAGAGGCGCCAGGAUGCAGGAGGCAGGAGGCGGAGAAACAGACUUGGAGCGCACAGUGCCCUACUCAAAACGAGAACCCACCACAGGAGGGCUGAGGAAGCACACCUGAGCGUGGGGGGGGGGUCGGGAGGGCUCCCCCCGCGGAGCAGCCCAGAUGGGGGUGAGCGUGGGAGCGCCCACCCCCAGCUCCGCCGACCCCGUGCAGCCGAGGCAGGGACCUCUGGCGCACACGCCGCGGCGCCCUCGCGCGCCUGGUGAAACGGGCGGCCCGCCGCCUGCGCGACGCCGGGCGCCGCCGCGACGGGGCCGAGUCCGCCCGGGGGUCCGCAGCUCGUACCGCGGGGCCCCAAAGUGUCUCCCACCGC